Amphibalanus amphitrite is the source of this 733-nucleotide messenger RNA. RefSeq names its product 2-iminobutanoate/2-iminopropanoate deaminase-like. Gene Ontology annotation, molecular function: deaminase activity. Lineage: Eukaryota; Metazoa; Arthropoda; Thecostraca; Balanomorpha; Balanidae. Gene Ontology annotation, cellular component: cytosol. Bases 131 to 520 code for a protein of 129 amino acids. The record is from RefSeq and is a predicted model, not a curated record. The transcript is spliced from 5 exons.
GACCAGUGCCGGAUCGGACUCAGGCCUGCCCCACCAUCACCGUCUAGUUACAGUACGGUGCCUCUCUCUGCUCUGUACCGCACGUCCAACGUCACUUCGCCGCCAUCAGCUUCACGUCAGGAUCCCAGCCAUGAAGAAAAUCAUCAGCACGCACAAGGGAGCGGCGCCGCAGUUUCCUUACAGUCAGGCGGUGCUGGCGGACAACACGCUCUACAUCUCUGGCCAGAUUGGUCUGGACGCGGCCACCAUUCAGCUGCGGGAUGGGGUAGAGGCUCAGACCCGACAGGCCAUGGAGAAUGUCGGUCACAUUCUGGAGGCGGCCGGCAUGGCCUUUACAGACGUUGUCAAGCUGACCGUGCUCUUGGCCGAUAUGAACGACUUUGCAAAGGUGAACGACGUCUAUAAAACCUUUUUCACCGGAGACUUCCCAGCGAGAGUGGCCUACCAGGCCGCCGCUCUUCCGAUGGGUGCAAGUGUGGAAAUUGAAGGAAUCGCCGUCAAGUCAAACUCCAGCCUGUAGAUUAUCGAAAGUAAAAGCAGCAUUAGAGUCGACAAAUGCAGGUUCCGUUUGCAUCUCUGCGAAGGAAUCUUCUACAUUUAGCAACCCACUGUGCGAUGUUCUACGCUUAUCGCGAACUAACGCGUUUUCAUUCUGAUAACGCCCCCAGCACUAGGUAUUGGCGCUGAAUUAAACGGUUCUUCAGAUAAUAGAAUCUACAGAAACAAAGCGAUC